AUGCUUAUUUUAUCACCUUUGAGGGAUGGCCAUCAUCAGCUCAAGGAGGAGAAGCAGUUAGGUGGCGGCGGUAGAGAUGAGGGUGAGGUGGAGGGUUUUGAUUUCAAUGGAGGGAAUAGCGUGGGGUCGGCGGGGCUGGACUUCCCGGAGUUUUCGGGGGGAAUGGGGAACCUGCUCGACAGCAUCGACUUCGAUGACCUCUUCAUCGGCAUCCAUGACGGCGACGUGCUCCCCGAUUUGGAGAUGGACUCCGAAAUUCUUGACUUUUCGGCUCACCGAGACCAUGGUGACGAAUAUUAUCAUAAUAACGCAAAGACGACUUUGUCCAAAGUGGAAGACCAGGAGGAGGAGGAGGAGGAGUGUAAGGACCGUGCCAGAGCGGCAGCGGAUAGUUUAACAAGUGCUACUACUACGAGAAAUAAUCAGAACUACUCGAGCUCCAGUAAUACUAGUACUACUACUACUUCUGCCACUCAAGAUCAGGAUCGAGAUGGAGGACAUGAAGAAAUUGGGAGUAAAGGAGACUGUAAUAGUAAUAUUAAUAAUAAUAUUAGUCAAAUUAGGGCAUCUCAGCAUGAACAAAAUCAGCUGCUCAAUCAAUCGUCGAGCCCCAAAGAAUCAGCUGAUCAGAAAUUGGCUCGGAAGUCAUCAUCCACUGCGCAAUCCAAGAAUUCUCAUGGGAAAAGAAAAGUUAAGGUGGAUUGGACACCAGAACUGCACAGGAGGUUCGUGCAAGCAGUAGAGCAGCUAGGGGUGGAUAAGGCAGUGCCUUCUAGGAUUUUAGAGCUUAUGGGAAUAGAUUGUCUCACUCGCCACAAUAUUGCUAGCCACCUUCAAAAAUAUCGAUCCCAUAGGAAACAUUUGCUAGCCCGUGAAGCAGAGGCAGCAAGCUGGACCCAGAGACGACAAAUGUAUGGGGCAGCAGCUGUCAGCGGAGGAGGAGGAGGAGGAGGAGGAGGAGGAGGCAAGAGUAGUAGAAGUGACGUCAUGAUGAUGAACAGCCCUAAUUGGCUCAAUGCACCCACCAUGGGUUUCCCUCCCAUACCUAGCCCUACACCACCACCCAUGCACCACCACCACCACCACCAGAUGAUCAGACCCUUACAUGUGUGGGGCCACCCCUCCAUGGACCAAUCUAUGAUGCACAUGUGGCCAAAGCAUCUUCCCCAUAAUUUCCCAUCUCCAAUACCACCUCCUCCUCCACCUGCACAUGCAUGGCCUCCUCCUCCUCCUCCACCUUCGGAUGCUUCGUAUUGGCACCACCCUCCCCCUCACCACCAGCGUGUUCCAAAUGCACUAACCCCAGGAACACCAUGCUUUCCAAGGCACCUAGCUACUGCGACGCAGCAGAGAUUUCCCGCUCCACCUGUCCCAGGCAUUCCACCGCAUGCCAUGUACAAAGUAGACACAGGCAUCGCUGUCCCCUCUCCGCAAUCUGGGCCCCACCCUCUCGUCGACUUUCAUCCGUCAAACGAGAGCAUAGAUGCAGCUAUUGGAGAUGUUUUAUCGAAGCCAUGGCUGCCUCUUCCUCUUGGCCUAAGGCCUCCGGCUACUGACAGCGUCAUGGUGGAGCUGCAACGGCAGGGAAUUCCAAAGAUACCGCCCUCCUGUGCUUGA
Molecule: messenger RNA, 1617 nt
Organism: Prunus armeniaca (apricot)
Lineage: Eukaryota; Viridiplantae; Streptophyta; Magnoliopsida; Rosales; Rosaceae
Source: the annotation of a GenBank genome assembly